GAAUGGAGAAAGGGGAGGAGGCCGUGGAGACGGUGCGGAUCACCUCCCAGCUGCUGAAGGCCAAGACGGGCGAGUUCGACCUGGAGUCCAUCCUGCUGCUGAAGCUGCCGGGGCUGGGCCUCUCCGACCUGGGCUGCCUGGGGGAGUGCUCGAGCCUGGAGUGGCUGGACCUCUCGGGCAAUGCCAUCGCCCACCUGGGCCCGCUCUCCGCCCUGAAGGCCCUGGCCGUCCUCAACAUCUCCUCCAACCGCGUGGCCAGCCUGGAGCCCCUGGCCGGCUGCGAGAACCUGCAGAGCCUCAACGCGGCCGGCAACCUGGUGAGCAGCCUGCAGCAGCUGCAGUGCCUGUUGGGGCUGCGGGGCCUGGAGAACCUGCGGCUCAGCAGCCCGAGGGCGGGGGGCCUCAGCAACCCUGUCUGCGCCACCCCCGGCUACCGCCACGCCAUGGCUGAGAUGUUCCCCGGCCUCAAGGUGAUUGACGGGGAGAGGGUCUCCGGGCGGGGCAGCGAGCUCUACCAGUUGUGCAAGGACCUGGACAGCUCCCUCAAGCGCUUCCCCAGCGGCGGCAGCGGGGUGGGCAUCGCGGAGCUCGGUGGCUCGGCCAAGCCGUGGGUGGCAGAGGGCUACUGGGACCUGCGCCCCACCCGCCGGAGCUCCAUUGUGGAAGAGGCCUACAAGCAGUUCAGCGAGGUACUGCAGGAGUGCCGGGAGCUGAGCAAGCGAGCCGAGGACACCAUCGCCCAGGCUGAGCGCGCUCUGAACCUCCGCCCGGACCCAAGCUCCUACGUCUUCUGAGCAGACCC
Heteronotia binoei (common prickly gecko) is the source of this 802-nucleotide messenger RNA. RefSeq names its product leucine rich repeat containing 61 (gene LRRC61). The coding region runs from base 3 to 794 and encodes 263 amino acids. The transcript has a single exon. The record is from RefSeq and is a predicted model, not a curated record. NCBI's taxonomy places the organism in Eukaryota, Metazoa, Chordata, Lepidosauria, Squamata, Gekkonidae. Gene Ontology annotation, biological process: outer dynein arm assembly. Gene Ontology annotation, molecular function: protein binding. Gene Ontology annotation, cellular component: cytoplasm.